UGAGGUUGAAAAGGUGUCCGAGUAAAGAAUAAAACCGGGCUGAAUGGAAAGAAAGCCAUUCCAGGCACUCUGGAAGCAUGAAGACGGGUUAUAAGGAAGAACUUCCUGGGAGGUCAUAUGAACAUCAAGCACACAAGAGGAAGAAAGCCUCUUCAACUGCAAGAGACAGCUCUGAGGACAGGCUAGAGAGAGAUGACUGCUCAUCAAAAAGAGCCUGGCACCAGCGAAGGGGGAGUGUCAGCUCAGAAGCCAGUGGUUCCUCUGCAGAUAGCGGACUGAGAAGCAAGUGCUCUGUGGAUAGCGCACUGGGAAGCGAGUGCUCUGCUGGUAGCCCAGCAGAAAGUGUCAACUCUUUGGAAGGUGCUUUGGAAACUGACUGUUCUGUUGAUAGCCCAGUGGCAAGUGAGUGUUCUGGGCAUAGCAAAUUGGCAAGUGACUGCUCUGUGGACAGACCAAUGGAAAGUGAUACGUCUGUGAGUAGGACAGAGAACUCCAACCCAGAGCCAUCUGUCUCCUCACAUGACCAGCACCAUGGAAACAGGAUGAUGGAUGAUGAGUUGUCUAAAAAAAAAUUCGAGAAAUUAUUGGAAAGACGGACCUACAUGUGGAGAAAGGCCCUUUUGAAUAAAAGAGACAGCUCUAAGGGCAGGUCAGUGAGGUCCAGGAAAAGCCCUGAGGCAAGUGACUGCCCUGUGGAUAGCCCUGAGGCAAGUGACUGCUCUGUGUAUAGCCCUGAGGCAAGUGACUGCUCUGUGUAUAGCCCUGAGGCAAGUGACUGCUCUGUGUAUAGCCCUGAGGCAAGUGACUGCCCUGUGGAUAGCCCUGAGGCAAGUGACUGCUCUGUGUAUAGCCCUGAGGCAAGUGACUGCUCUGUGGAUAGCCCUGAGGCAAGUGACUGCUCUGUGUAUAGCCCUGAGGCAAUUCGCUGUUCUGUGGAUAGCCCUGAGGCAAGUGACUGCUCUGUGUAUAGCCCUGAGGCAAUUCGCUGUUCUGUGGAUAGCCCCGAGACAGUUCGCUGUUCUGUGGGUAGCCCCGAGACAGUUCGCUGUUCUGUGGGUAGCCCCGAGACAGUUCGCUGUUCUGUGGGUAGCCCCGAGACAGUUCGCUGUUCUGUGGAUAGCCCCGAGACAGUUCGCUGUUCUGUGGGUAGCCCCGAGACAGUUCGCUGCUCUGUGGAUAGCCCCGAGACAGUUCGCUCCUCUGUGGAUAGCCCAAUGGGAAGGGUCUACUCAGUCAGAAGAGUCAGCCCACAAAAGCCUCAGAGGUCCCCGACAUUGGGUAGUCCAGCUGCGAGUUUUGCCUCUGUGGCCAGCCCGUUGACUCCUGUGAACUCAGCAGCCACUGACUGCUCUGUGGAUGGGAUACUGAGAAGCAGGGUUAAUGCCUCUGAAAACAUCUUCACAGAAGUGGAAAUGGAAGUCCUUGAAAAAACCUCUUUAAAAACCUUUUUGCUUGCUUCUCGUCAGAGGGCUGUUGCUGCUGGAUCUGAAGCGGUCCAUGCUUUUAGCCAGCUGGCUGCCUAUGUAAGAAACUUCAUUAAAGAGUACCCGGAAGACCUGGAAAGGAUCUCGAAGGAUGAUCUUAACAACUUGAAUGAAAAAGACUCUUUCACAGCUUCUCUUCUGCCUCCAAGCGCCCCAGCGAGUGUCAUCUCUAUGGACAGCCCGUUGGCGAGUGUGAGCUCAGUGGCCAGUGACUGCUCUGAGGAGAGGUUUAUAAACUUCAGCUCAGGAAACCCCCAGUCUUCUCAGCCUUGCAGCUCCCCAGCAAGGGUCAUCUCUAUGGACAGUCCACUGGCGAGUGUGAGCUCAGAGGCCAGUGACUGCUCUGAGGAGAGGUUUGUGAACUUCAGCUCAGGAAACCCCCAGUCUUCUCAGCCUUGCAGCUCCCCAGCAAAAGUAAUCUCUAUGGACAGCCCGUUGGCUAGUGUGAGCUCAGUGGCCAGUGACUGCUCUGAGGAGAGGUUUAUAAACUUCAGCUCAGGAAACCGCCAGUCUUCUCAGCCUCAGAGGGCUGCUGCUGGAUCUGAUGCUCCCCCUGUCUCUUUACAUGACUCUGGAAGCAGCUGGCUGGAUAUAAUGAUCUUCACAGAUAACCAAUUGGAAGAGAUUAAUGACCUUCAAAGCAGCCCAAACACCACCUCUUGGAGUGCUCCUACUCCUGUCUACUGUCAAGACUCUGAAAUUGAGAUGAAUGAAACGGUCUCUUUUUAUGAUGACACAGAAACGAUUCCGAGAUUCCGAGAUGUCUCUUAUUAUGAUGACCUUUUUAGUAUCAUAGAGGACGAAUUGAUCAACUUGAAUGAAAAAGCCCCUAGAACUGCUUCUGCUUCUCCUUCACUUCCAAGAAUGGCAGCAAAGGAAAUGAUCAUCGCAGAGACAGCAUCUGAUACGUUGAUGAACUCAAGUGGAAAACCGAACACACAGCGCAAGCCAGCCCAGAGCAAGACAACCCAGUGCAAGACACCCCAGCCAAAUCACAACUCGAAACCUGAUAGCAGUGUGAAUAAAGAAAACUCAGCGAGACCUGACUUUUACAACCAGGGAACUGUCAGCUCAUCAGCACAUGGCGACUUUAUAAACAACAGGGCAAACUACAGGAGUUCAGGAAACCAUUUCACUUCUGUGACUGCACAGGCAGCAGAAACAGCAUCACAUGUAAUGUUUGAGGCUGUACAGGCAGCAGAAACAGCAGCAUCACAGUUAAUGUUGAAGGGUGUACAGACACCAGCAGAAGCAGAAGCAUCACAGUUAAUGUUGAAGGCUGCACAGGUAGCAGAACACGCAAAUGAAAUGUUCAUGGGAGCACAGAGAGCCACAGAAGCAGCAGCAUCACUGCUAAUGUUCAGGGAAGCACAGAGACCAGCAGAAACAAAUGUAAUGUUCAGUGAAGCAUGGGAAGCAGCAGCAGCAUCAAUGGUAAUAUGUAAGGUUGCACAAAGAGCAGCAGCAGCAUCACAGCUAAUGUUUAAGGCUGCACAAAGACUAGCAGAGGCAGGUGUGCUGUUCGGGGAAGUACAAAGAGAAGCAACAGCAUCACUAUUAAUGGUGAAUGCUGCACGUAAAACAGCAAUUGCAUCACAAUCAAUGUUUAAGGUUGCACUGGGAGCAGAAAAAGCAGCAUUUGCAAUGUUCACGGAAGCACAGAGACCAGCAGAAGCAAAAGAAUCACAGGAAAUAUAUAUGGCUGUACAGGCAGAAGCAGCAGCAGCAGCAGCAGCAGCAUCACCGUUCAUAUUUAAGGCUGCACAGAGAGCAGCAGCAGAAAGGCAAUUCCAGCGUUGUAGAUCAUCUAACCAUUGCACACAAUAUGUACAUUUGCAACCAUACACAAGAACGCCCUUCAUUAAUUAAACAAACAUUGCUGGCUAUAUAGAUGAAGUGCUUUUUAAACCAUGUCCUAGUACAAUGGGUAUAGGGUCUUAUUGUCUUUUCUGGUUGGUUAAGAAAGGUAAUUAAAGGGGAAUGUCUUUUUUCUGAUUGGUUAAGGAAUGGUAUAAUAAGGCGCACAUGUGUAUUUAAUCUUUGAUUCUGUUAUGACCUGUGCUUGGGGAAAAUUGAAUACCCAACUGUUCGAUUGUAUUGAAUAAAAUAUCUUUGUUGAAAUCUACAA
Molecule: messenger RNA, 3612 nt
Organism: Acipenser ruthenus (sterlet)
Lineage: Eukaryota; Metazoa; Chordata; Actinopteri; Acipenseriformes; Acipenseridae
Exons: 9
Coding region: 78-3353 (1091 amino acids)
Source: RefSeq, a predicted model, not a curated record